Sesamum indicum (sesame) is the source of this 943-nucleotide messenger RNA. RefSeq names its product transmembrane protein, putative (Protein of unknown function, DUF538). The record is from RefSeq and is a predicted model, not a curated record. NCBI's taxonomy places the organism in Eukaryota, Viridiplantae, Streptophyta, Magnoliopsida, Lamiales, Pedaliaceae.
UCAUUCAUUCAUACUCUUAACUCUAUAAACGAACCAAGUGUCUGUUGUUGUUGUUGUUGUUGUUAUCUUUCUCCACAUAACAAGAACAGAAAAUCCAUCACCAUCACCCAUCACCCAUCACCCAUCACCCAUGGCCAUGCCGCCUUCCAACCCCAAGAUUCACUGUUUUUUCCUUCUCUUUCCUCUCUUAAGCCUCUGCUCCUACGCCCUCUUCUUAUCCCCCACCACCCCACCACCUCCCAAGCCUACCGUCUACGACCUCCUCCCCAAGUACGGUCUCCCUCGUGGCCUUUUGCCCGACUCUGUACUCGAUUACACCCUCUCCGAGGAUGGAGACUUUGAGGUUACCCUGGAGAACCCGUGUUACAUAGACUUCGACUACUUGGUUUACUAUGACAAAAAGAUUACUGGCAAGUUGAGUAUUGGGUCUAUUACCGAGUUGAAAGGGAUUCAGGUGCAGAGAUUCUACUUCUUGUGGUUCGAUGUUGAUGAGAUCAGAGUUGACUUGCCCCCCUCUGAUAGUAUUUACUUCACUGUGGGGAUUAUUAACAAGAAACUUGAUGUGGAUCAGUUCUUGACUGUUCGUUCUUGCAAGGAUAAGGCCGUCACCCUCAGAGAGGUCGUUGAGCUUCCAACAUCAAUGGAAGAUAUCCCGAUUCUUGUGACCGAGUAGGCUGCAACAGAUAAAUGGGAGGCUGCCGCAACCAGAAGAUAUUUUCUUGGAACCCAAUGUGGGGUUAAGUGUAACUAUGUAGGUUAGAAUAUGUAGCCUAGCUCAAGCUCUCAAUGUACUUGAACAGAAGCAAGGAAGUUGGUUUUAUGUACUGUUCUGAACUUCAUUGCAUCUGAUCACCUGAUCAUUGAAAGGAGAAAUCCGUUUGUACUGAGACAGUUAUGAAUGAGAUUCUGCAAUAAAUUGACUUGAAUUCUGUUACCCAAGAAA